GCAGGACAUGCAGGAGCAGAUGGGGAAACUGACAGCCCUCCUAAAGGAUGAACGGCGGUCCCACCAGCACAGCUGCCGUGCGCUGUUGGACGAGGCAGAGCGGAGAGCUGAGAGAGUCAGGCAGCAGCAACAACAGGAGAUGGAGCAGCUAAUGCAGGCCCACAGAUCAGAGAUCAGUGCUUUGGUGACCCUCCACACCAAGACUCUGGAGGGGGAGAAGGGCUGUGCAGAGGAGAGAUGUGCCCUGCUGGAGAAAGAUUAUGACUUCCUCAAAAGUUCCUUCCGCACAUACAAGGACAGUAUAUUUGAGGAGAUGCGUAGCAGCUGGCUAAGGAAGGAGAACAGCUGGAAAGAGGAGCAGGAGAGGGAUCUCAUGGACCAACUGAUGCAUUCACGUGAGCAGUUGAACAAAAGUGAGCAGGAAAAGGAUAACCAAAGAAAAGCCUUUGAGGCAGAAAUGGCAGACCUCCAGGCCAGGUUUCAGGAGGAGAUACAGGUACUAGCUGGUGAGCUGACAGAGAAGGAUGUAACCAUCAGCUUAUUGAGAACAGCUUAUCACCAGACACAAGAGCAACUGGACAUUGUGAAUGAGUCUUAA
Messenger RNA from Coregonus clupeaformis (lake whitefish), 598 nucleotides. Its product is annotated as flagellum-associated coiled-coil domain-containing protein 1-like. The coding region runs from base 8 to 598 and encodes 196 amino acids. The record is from RefSeq and is a predicted model, not a curated record. The transcript has 8 exons. Lineage: Eukaryota; Metazoa; Chordata; Actinopteri; Salmoniformes; Salmonidae. Gene Ontology annotation, cellular component: cytoplasm.